AGACGGGGGAUCAGAAGUUACAUCGUCUUUUAGAUUAUGAGCUCAAGUUCUUAGUAGAAGGAUUGUGGAUUUAACAGUUUACUAAAUCUGAAGUACUCGUGAUUCCCCGAUGAUGUCGCCGAAGCAAAUCUCCGACGAUCGAGGAUCUUCACAUUUCCGGCAUGCCCCUUUCCAGAUAAUCCAUGUCAUUGGGAACUUUUUUAGGAUAUGGUCUGUUUAUUCUAUGUACCGCUACUUGAAUCAGACUGGAGCGCCUGUUGUUCUCUUUCUCUUCUGCUGUCUGGUGCCCUCAUCCUUCGUCUUCUUGAUCCUUCAGAAACCAUGGAAAGGAAGGGCCCUUUCCAAUCAGCAGAUUGUACCUUCUCUUAUCAAUGGAGUCAUCACUGCUCUGUACUUCAUCUUGUGGGGAAAGGGUCUUAAGUCUUGUGGACCUCUUAGAGCGAUCUUGUCAGAGUACUCUGGUGCUGUUCUUGGAGUGCUUUCUGGAGUACUAUAUGGGCGGAGAGGCCACGUGUGGAAAAAGGUAGGUGGCCUUGUUGCAAUGCUGGUAGCUCUUUUUUUCUUGUCUCAAGGAUGGGCGACAUCAUCUCUCUCCCCAUUUUCAUCGAAAGAUAGUACUGAUACCAAAGAGGGAGAAUUACUGACAGAACAAGCACUAGGACUGAUGGGAAUGAUGAUACCCGUUGUUGCUGGAAUCUUAUCAGCAUUAAGGCGAGUUAUUGCAAGGCGUGUUUCUCUUAAGAACCAGCAAAAGAAACGACUUCAUGCGAUAACCAUUACUUCUGCAACCUGUUUUCUGUUUCCAUUGGCCAUGUGGGACCUUGUCACAGGGUCGUCUUCUGGCAAAGCUGUGGAGUUGCCAUUUUCUGCGUGGGCUUUCCUUAGCACCAUUGUUUUCGGGAUCAUUUUAAUAUUUUAUGUUGACAAUAUCGCAGAAGAGAGAUUGCAUAUGGUGUUUUCUUCCCCGAGGCAUCUAAUGGUAGCAGGAGCUUGCAUAAUCGUCAUGGAGAUUGCUUACGAGAUGGAUUUUUCUCUUCCUGGUUUCAUUGUCUGUUGCUUAGUGUUAGGGUUUGGAAUAUACGAAGCAACAUCUCUAGAACGCAGCAAAAAGGACUCGUCGAUUAAAUCAGAAGAUGAACCAAACGGAAUCCUUAGUAAUGACUUUGAUACUUCUCCAGUUCUUCCCAUAUAGGUAAGUGACGCUGUUAAUCUUUAUCUAUUUACCAAUUCUCACCAUAUUAACGAGGUUACUUUUGAAAUGUUCUUGUCCUUGACGAUGUAAAGCUUUUACUCUGAACUUUUGUACCUUUUUCAUUAUAUCUUUGUUUUUUUUACGCUAGCAAUUCAUUCAAAA
Molecule: messenger RNA, 1354 nt
Organism: Eruca vesicaria subsp. sativa (arugula)
Lineage: Eukaryota; Viridiplantae; Streptophyta; Magnoliopsida; Brassicales; Brassicaceae
Source: the annotation of a GenBank genome assembly